UUGCUGUAAUAAUUGUGAGGGCUUUCACUUGGUCUGGAUGCUUAUCUUUUCUCCGAAUUGUACAUGCUUUAGUAGGCAAAACUAGUGAAAGAGAAAACGUUGUUCUCCACUCCGCAUCUCCUCUUUCCACGCGCCUUCGUAAAGCAAACGCUAAGAGAGAAUCGUACAGGGCCUAUCACAGGUUUAGUGGGCAAAAGAACGAAAAAUGAUCAUGCUUCUCCACUCCUUACCUGUCUCUAUAGGCUCAGUCUUUCAUAAUUAUUAGUAUGCAAUCCAAUUCCAUCUUUUCCAAGCAUUUCUGCAUUAAGCCAGCUUUAUCUGUUUUCCUUGUUUCUGUCUGCCUUAUUUUAUAGCAAAGCCUCAACCUCAGUUCUAAAGCAUUUCAAACACCAAGCUCCUUUUAUCAGCAUUUUUCUUGAUUUCAAUUUGUAUUUGUAAUGGCGUCCUUUUUCAACACCGCUGGUGCUUUUGAUGCAAUAAUACCUUCUGCUUCUACUUUUGUUGCAUCCUCAUCUGGAACCAAACACAUGCCCUACGAUGUAUUCAUAAAUCAUCGUGGAGAAGAUGUCAAAUAUACUGUGGCCAGCAGGAUAUACAAUUCCCUUGAUGCCACGGGUCUGCGAGUGUUCUUGGAUAAAAAUGAGCUGAAUCUUGGGGAUUUAUUCCCCAAAACCUUAGAAGAAGCCAUGGCAAGUGCUUCUAUUCAUAUCGCCAUUUUCUCUCAGAAUUAUGCAAAAUCCCCCUGGUGUUUGACCGAACUGGAAUUUAUGGUCAAAACUUGCAAGACAAUUAUCCCCGUCUUCUAUCAUGUUGAUACUUGUGAUUUAAGAUGGGCUGUUGAAGGAAAAGGAGCGUAUGCAGAUGCCUUCUCUGAGCAUGAAAAGAAGCAUAGAUACGCUUCAGACGUGCUUCAGCAGUGGAAACAGGCACUCCAACAAGUUUCAUUUUGUAUCGGCGAAAUCAUCAAGAAUGAUGAUGAUGAGCACAGGGCAGUGAAGAAUGUGGUGAAUCUUGUAAUGAAUAAAAUGAACAAGGUUGCUUUAGAGGUUGCCAAGCAUCCAGUGGGUCUGGAUGAAGCUGUACAAGACUUCAACACGGUUGCACUUCAAUCUGCUGGCUCCGCACAGAUCGUGGGAAUAUGGGGUAUGGGUGGCUCUGGCAAAACCACCUUAGCAAAAGAAAUCUUUAACAAAAGAUGCUCGGCCAUGGAUAGAUCAAGUUUUCUUUUCGAUCUUCGAGAUGCUGCAGAGAAAGGACUGCUGGUUGAUAAACAAAAAAAGCUUCUUGAGGACCUUGGUGUCAAAGGUGUAUCCUUUGACCAUGUAGAUGUGGGCAAAGAGAUUCUUAAGAGCCGUUUGAAAUCUGUGUCUGUGCUUAUCAUUUUAGAUGAUGUGGAUCAUACGGAUCAACUAGAUGCUCUACUACCACUGAAGGAGAGCCUUGGAGGCCAAAGUUUGAUUAUUGUUACCACACGCGACGCAAAUGUUCUUCAACAGUGGGGUAUCUCUCUCAUUUAUCAUAUGAGACCUUUGAAAGCCUUCCAUUCCAAACAGCUUUUUUGUUGGCAUGCAUUCUUACAAAAAAUUCCACCUUCGGAAUUCGACGAUCUUGUUGAUAAGUUCUUAAACGCUUGCCAAGGACUACCUCUAUCUCUCAAGGUCUUAGGGGGGCAGCUUUAUGGCAGGUCUGAUAAGGAGUAUUGGAAGCGUACAUUCAAUCAAUUUUCCCAGAUACCCCACGGGGACGUCACAAAGAGGCUGAAAGUCAGCUAUGAUGCGCUAGAGAAACGAGAAAAGGAGAUGUUCUUGGAUGCAGCCUGUUUGUUCAUUGGACAUAGAAAAAGUGUGGCCAUUGUAGCAUGGGAUGCAGAAUGGGAUGGAUUGCUUGGUUGGGAUGCGCUUUUCAACAAGUGUCUUGUUGAAGUGGAUCAAAAUGGUUUGAUAAGAAUGCAUGAUCAUUUGAGAGAUUUGGGAAGGGAGAUUGCAAAUGGACAGUCACCUUAUCGUCUUUGGUCUCCACAUCAGAUUAUUGAGAUUCCCCUUCAACUGGAAUCAAUACGAGUCCGAGGAAUAGCAAAUGCAGUUGGUGACAAUUGUUACCAACAGCAAGGGAAGAUCAUAAUAAACACAAGCCAAGGAGAGCGUAGCCUUGCACCCUGCACGCUUGGGUUGAAGAUUUUUGUUGGUAAUGGAGAUUUUAUUAAUCAGAGACACAACGAAAUAUCAAGAGAACUGGUCUGGCUUCAUUGUUAUGAAUUUGAACACAAAAAUGUUCCCUUGUGGCUUUCGUUGAAAAAUUUAAGAAUUUUAGAACUUAUCAAAGCUAGGAGCUUAGAAGAUUUGUGGGAACAGGAUGGAAAUGUUCCUUUGCAGUCAAGAGAGUUUGAUCCAAAACAAUUUUGCCGUUUCAAAUUGUUGGAGCACCUGGAGAUAAUACAGUGUACAAAUCUGUCAUCGCUGCCGAACAAUUUUGGCGAGUUGAUACAUCUACAACACUUAAAUUUGAAGGGUUGCACCAAGUUGAAGAUGUUGCCAGACGUUCUGGAAAACAUGACAAAGCUCAGAUAUUUGAAUCUUGAUGGAUGCAAUAAAGUAGAAGAGUUGCACCUCCCAGAAGUGGCUUCUUUAACAGAGCUCCAUUUGAAUGAGACCAGCUUGAAGUUACUACCGGGUAACAUUUUUAAGCAAACUAGGUUAACCGAGUUGAAGAUAGGGAGUGAGUUCUUGACAACAUUGCCUACGUCUCUUGGGAAUUUGUCUUCCUUGACCACAUUUAAAAUCCAAGGGUGUGAGAAGUUGGAAUCUUUACCGAAUUCUCUGGAGCAUCUCAAUUUCUUAAGAGAUUUAAAUAUAGAGCAAUCAGGAGUGAAAUGUUUACCAAAAUCAUUAAUCCAUCUUGAAAGGCUGCGAAUAAUCAACACCCCAAUCAGCGAGUUGAUUUUUGGGUUAGGGUGCAUGCUCAAAAGUAUACUUCUAGGGGGCACGAAAGUGUCCAAGAUUUCAAUUUGUGGAGAUUGUUGUCCCUUCCUUGAGACUCUUCGGCUUUUCUGUAAUAAGGAAUUAAGGGGGUUGGAAAACCUGCCACCAUCAUUAAAGUCCAUAGAAGUUUAUGGAUGUGAUCUGCUAAAGGACAUUAGAGGUGUCCGCAACUUGAAAAACCUUCAAAACUUGGAGAUAGAGUGCUGUGAAGAGUUAGAUGAGCUUUCAAUUGGUGGAGAUUGUUGUCCCUUCCUUGAGACUCUUAUUCUUAAAUAUAAUAAGGAUUUAAGGGUGUUGGAAACCUUGCCAGCAACAUUGAAGACCAUAGAAGUUUAUGGCUGUGAUAUCCUUAAGGACAUCAGAGGUGUCCAUGGCUUGAAAAACCUUCAGAAGCUGGAGAUAGAGUGUUGUGAAGAGUUAAAAGAGCUUCCAUGUUUUGCAGAAUUAGUAUCUUUAGAAACCUUCGUAUUGAAAGGUUGUAGCAAGGUGAAGAAAGUAGAGCUGGAUCUUGUAAAUAUCACGUCUCUAAAGAAUUUUCAAUUGGGAGGAUGCCACGUAUUGGAGAAGAUGGAAGGUUUAGAAAAUAUGAAAUCACUGGAGACCCUUAAGAUAGAGGACUGUUCAGAAUUAGAUAAACUUCCAAGUCUUGCAGAAUUAACAUGUCUCAGAGAAUUUGAAUUGCAAACGUGUCACAAAUUGGAGAAGAUAAAAGGUUUAGAAAAUAUGAGAUCACUGGAGAUGCUCAGGAUAGAUGACUGUCCAGAAUUAGAUGAGCUUCCAAGUCUUGCACAAUUAAUUUCAUUAAAGAAUUUUCAAUUGGGAGAGUGCCACAAAUUGGAAAAGAUAGAAGGAUUAGAAAAUCUGAUAUCAUUGGAGAUGCUUAGACUAAAUGAAUGUCCAGAUUUAGAUGAGCUUCCAAGUCUUGCAGAAUUAACUUGUCAUAUAGAACUUGAAUUGCAAAUGUGCCACAAAUUGGAAAAGAUAGAUGGUUUAGAAAAUAUGAGAUCACUGGAGACACUGUACAUAAGAUACUGUCCAAAGUUGGAGGCACUUCCAAGUCUUGUAGAAAUCACUUCUCUAAAGAAUAUUCAAUUGGGAGGAUGCCACAAAUUGGAGAAAAUAGAAGGUAUUGAAAAUCUGAGAUCACUGGAGAUGCUGAGGAUAGAUGACUGUCCAGUAUUAGCUGAGCUUCCAAGUCUUUUGGAAAUCACUUCUCUAAAAAAGUUUCAAUUGGGAGGAUGCCACAAAUUGGAGAAGAUUGAAGGUUUAGAAAACCUGAGAUCACUAAAAACACUCAGGAUAGAUGACUGUCCAGAAUUAGAUGAGCUUCCAAGUCUUGCAGAAUUAACUUUGCUUACAGAAUUUAAAUUGGGAAUGUGCCACAAAUUGGAGAAGAUAGGUGGUUUAGAAAAUCUAAAAUCACUGGAGAGGCUCAGGAUAUAUGACUGUCCAGAAUUAGAUGAGCUUCCAAGUCUUGCAGAAUUAACUUCUCUUAAGGAAUUUGACUUGCGAAUGACCCACAAAUUGGAAAAGAUAGAAGGUUUAGAAAACCUGAGAUCACUGGAGACACUCAGCAUAUGUGACUGUCCAGAAUUAAAUGAGCUUCCCAGCCUUGGAGAAUUAAUUUCUAUUACAGAAUUUAAAUUGCUAGGGUGCCCCCAAUUGCAAAAGAUAGAUGGUUUAGAACGGUUGAGAUUAUUGGAGAAGUUGGAAUUGCAUACUUGCUGGAAUACACCGUGUAUAGUCAGCUUAGAGCACUCUGAGAGAUUGGAGUCGCUGGUAGUCAUAGCAAACCGCAGAUCAGCUAUUGAACCAUUCGUCAGUUACAUACAGAAAUGGCCAAGUGAAGUGAUGAUAUGCACGAGGUCAGUAUUUGAUGUGGGCUCGCUGGAAAUCUUCUUUGAAGGAUUGCCAGAUGUCUGUUUUGUUGACUACACUCAGGUGGACAAAAAGGCACAAGGAUACUAUGAAUUGAGAAGGCCUGUGAGUUCCAGGAAUGCCAAUGCCAUUAUGAUAUGUUUCAUCAUAGUUUGUGUUUAUACAGACUUACAGUUUGAAAUAAAUGAGAAAAAUGUGGUGACAGAAUCUGGAUUUAAAAUCCAAGUGGGUAGAGGAAAAUGGAUAUGGAUGGGCGUCUUCACACAGAAUUCCUCUUGGCUUUGGUCAAGGAAAGACAUUUUUCUUGCAUCAAGAAAAGUAAAAUUUGAGGCAUGUUUAGUGGUGGGCGAAGAAGGGAGCUUAGUAAAGGCUUUCCAUCAGCUUUUACAAAGGAAUUGAUUUAUUUUUCAACUUCUUCAAAUGAAUGAGCUAUUUGAAAAAAAUAAAGAUCACUUUUGAGUUAUUUUAUUUA
Messenger RNA from Cryptomeria japonica (Japanese cedar), 5328 nucleotides. Its product is annotated as disease resistance protein TAO1. The record is from RefSeq and is a predicted model, not a curated record. Gene Ontology annotation, molecular function: ADP binding. The coding region runs from base 438 to 5255 and encodes 1605 amino acids. NCBI's taxonomy places the organism in Eukaryota, Viridiplantae, Streptophyta, Pinopsida, Cupressales, Cupressaceae. The transcript is spliced from 5 exons. Gene Ontology annotation, biological process: defense response to fungus; signal transduction.